AUGGGACAAGCAGAUGAAGAAACUGCGCAGUCUACAACAGGAAAUAGAGAUGAAGCCAUCGCUAUAGUAGGUGAAGAGCAACAUGCCAUUGAUCCCAUUGUCGCCGCGCGCGCAGUCAGAAAGAUUGACAUUUUUCUCAUCCCCGCCAUGAUCAUCGGCUAUGGCCUCGUAUACUACGACAAAGCUAUUCUCGGCUCAGCAGUUCUAUUCGGCAUGACGACAGAUCUCAACCUCACUGUUGUAGACGCCUCAACUACACCACCAACCGUCGACACGCGACGUCUCAGCUGGGCCACAUCGCUCUUCUACUUUGGCAUGCUGGGGGGAUUAUACCCCAUGACGUUCGCCCUGCAGCGCUUCGACAUAGGCCGUGUUCUCGGCGGCGUGGUAAUUGUCUGGUCCGCUAUAUGCAUGCUCACAGCUGCAGUAACAACCUACCAAGGCCUCUACGUCCAACGCUUCUUCCUUGGCUUCGUCGAGAGCAUCAUCCCCACUGGUUUCAUGUGCAUCGUCUCCGGGUAUUACACCCAAUCAGAGCAGUCUCUACGGCAGAGCUGGUGGUUCUCGUCGACUGGGAUUUUUACAAUUAUCGGUGGAUCGCUCAACUAUGGCUUUGCGCAGAUCACGGGUGGUGGGUUAAAGAGAUGGCAGUACAUCUACCUCCUCGCAGGAUCGCUGACGUUUUUGUUUGGGCUUUUCUGUUUCGUUAUGCCGAAUUCGCCUGUUUCGGCGUGGUUUCUUACAUCGGAGGAGAAGUUCGCUGCUGUGGAGCGCUUGAGGCAUGGACAGACUGGUGUACGAUGCACAAAGUUCAAAGGAUCACAACUAAAAGAGGCCCUCCUCGAUAUCAAGAUCUGGCUUAUCGCACUCAUGAUGGCUUCAGCAUACACCGUCAACGGCGCAGUUAGCGGUUUCGGGCCACUUAUCGUGUCGACGUUUGGUUGGAGCACACUUCACUCUAUCCUCUUCCAGUUCCCCCUCGGCGGACUGUGUUUCAUCGUCAUUCUCCUGACGGGCUGGCUAGGAUCCAAAUUCAACAAUAUCCGCAUCUUUAUGCUCGUCUUUACAUGUUUACCUGUAAUUGCAGGUUGCGCCAUCAUUUGGAAGAGCGAGUGGUCGUACCGGGCUGCUGCGCCUGUGGUGGGAUAUUCCAUCACGGGAUUCUUUGGCGGCACGGUGAGUCUCAUUAUUACGAUUGGCAUGUCCAACGUAGCUGGCCAUACUAAGAAGAGUUUCAUGGCGGCUACGAUCUUUGUAGCGUACUGUGUUGGGAAUAUUGUCGGACCUCAGCUUGUUUGGAGUCAGACCAAGAAGGAUCAUUAUCCUGCUUUAUGGUUAGGCUUGAUUAUAUGCUAUAUCAUCUGUAUUCUCGCGUCAACCACGCUGUACUUUGUACUUCGUAGUGAGAACAGGAGGAGAGAUGCGCUUGGCUUGGAAGAUGAGAGCGAGCGAGCCAAGUUGGCUUUCCAGGACCUUACGGAUAAGGAGAACCCUUACUUUCGAUACGUAUAUUAG
Fusarium pseudograminearum CS3096 is the source of this 1515-nucleotide messenger RNA. RefSeq lists its product as uncharacterized. NCBI's taxonomy places the organism in Eukaryota, Fungi, Ascomycota, Sordariomycetes, Hypocreales, Nectriaceae. Gene Ontology annotation, molecular function: transmembrane transporter activity. Bases 1 to 1515 code for a protein of 504 amino acids. Gene Ontology annotation, cellular component: membrane. The transcript is spliced from 3 exons. The record is from RefSeq and is a predicted model, not a curated record. Gene Ontology annotation, biological process: transmembrane transport.